Hypanus sabinus (Atlantic stingray) is the source of this 415-nucleotide messenger RNA. RefSeq names its product protein PET117 homolog, mitochondrial (gene pet117). Gene Ontology annotation, cellular component: mitochondrion. Gene Ontology annotation, biological process: mitochondrial respiratory chain complex IV assembly. Bases 138 to 392 code for a protein of 84 amino acids. Lineage: Eukaryota; Metazoa; Chordata; Chondrichthyes; Myliobatiformes; Dasyatidae. The transcript is spliced from 2 exons. The record is from RefSeq and is a predicted model, not a curated record.
CGACGAUUCCGCUUCGUUUGGGGCUGCCUGUGAGCGAUGUUCACGCUCUGUUGUUCGUGGCUGGGAUCGCGUUCUCGGCAUUCGGCUGCGUGGGCCUCGGUUGCUAUGGUGACGGGCCGGGUUUUCCAGGCCGCAGCAUGUCUACGGCGUCCAAGGUGGCCCUCGGUGUUUCCGCGGUGCUGACAGCGGGGACGGUGGCCGGGGUUCACCUCAAGCAAAAGCUGGAGAGGGAGAGAUUGCGAGAAGGGGUUUACAGAGAUCUUGAACGACAGCAACGCAAGAAAGAAAACAUUCGGAUACUGGAAGAACAGAUUAGUCUGACAAAGAAGCUGGAAGCUGAUCGACUGAAGCAAAGUCCCUUGGCAUCUGGAAGUUCCAAAAAGCCAGAAUGAAAUAACCUGUUUUAUUCUCUAAC